CUAGACUUCUAGAGAGCGACUAGUCCGUGGGGAACGAGCGAUCUCUCGCGCGGAGCGCGGAGGUUGUAUUUUCGUUAUCCGGGUGGACAGCCGCACGCACACAGUGCACACACACGCUCUCUUGGCCGCAGCGCGCCGGAUUAUUGCCGACGUCCGACUCUGACGUCCGACGGCUGAUGAGAAGCUCGCGCCGCAGUUAAAAAAGCCGCGCCAGCUCCACGUGAGUGACUUCGGCCCGCAUACGGUGCGCGUUGUCGCCCGCCUGGUACUUUACGGAAGGGGAAAAAAAUACGGCGCCUCGUCAGAAUUGUCAGAAAUACGAGAGAGAUCAUGGCGGUGCCCAACAGCGGUGUAGUUAUGCCCCGAAACUUUCGUCUCCUGGAGGAGUUGGAACAGGGCCAAAAAGGUGUGGGCGAUGGCACGAUCAGUUGGGGCCUGGAAAACGACGACGACAUGACCCUCACGCAUUGGACCGGUAUGAUAAUUGGACCACCUAGGACACCGUAUGAAAAUAGGAUGUAUAGUUUGAAAAUUGACUGCGGUCAGAGAUACCCAGAUGAUGCCCCUAAUGUAAGAUUUUUAAGCAGAAUCAAUAUGAAUUGCAUUAACAGUGCUACUGGAGCUGUGGAUAAUCGCAGUGUUCCGGUCCUUGCGAAAUGGCAACGAGAGUACACAAUUAAAACAGUUCUCCAGGAACUCCGUCGUUUGAUGACGUUGAAGGAAAAUAUGAAACUUUCUCAGCCUCCGGAGGGCAGCACUUUUUAGCCUAACCGUAUGAACAGAGAUAUCUUCCUUUUUGCAAUAGCAUGAGGCGAGAUUUAAAGGUACCAAAUAAUAUUAAAAGGGUGCCCGCUGAAAAUAUAUGUUUAAAAAGAAACAAAAAAAACGAAAAAAACAGCUUUGUGAAAGAAAGGAGGUAAUAGCUUGGAAAGUUGAAUGAGUGUAUCGAGUUUAUGUAUAGAUUAGGUAGAACAAUUGACAAAAAUGCAUUUGUCAAGCACAGCUGGUUCUUCGUCGGAAUUUUUCACUAAAAAUGUAUUUUUCCGGAACCCCCGAUUAUUUCAUUGCAUAUAUAUCAUGUUCGCGCACGAGAUUGCAAUUCGAUGCGAAUGCGAAUUGGUUGAAGGAAACGCCGCUCCAGCUUUUCAAGCUAGUACAAUGUAAAGCGGAAAAAUCAUAUUUUGAAUCAUAAAACUGGAGACACAGACCAUGUAAUAAAAACGAAUAAUCAGUAAGAAUAACUUAUGCCUUUGAAGUUUUUUAAUGAGAGAAGAAGAGUAAUGUCUGGUAUUGCGAACCAUUUUAAGAUUUCUCUUCUGUUUGCGCGCAAGUGCCAUUUCAUCUCUUGCAGAGGUGUCUCUCUCUCUCUCACUCAACGCUACGGUAGAAAAUUUGUAAAUUCUGGACCAUAAAUCUGUACGUCCAUUUUACUUUUCCGUGCUGCGUACACUGUUUCAACUAGCGAUCUACAAUGAAAUAACGUACGUGUUUGAGAAAUUAUAUCCUUAAAAAAACGGCCUCUCUCUCUUUCACGCUAAACGAACCACGUUUCGUAAUUGAUGAGGAGAUGUCGCUUUGUAAUCGAAGCAUGCAUAAAUGACAAUUUGAUUUGUAAUAUCUCGUAUAUAUAGUGAAUAAUGAUACAAUGCUGCAUGGCAAAGUACAUCAAUGUAUGAAGCGUCGCUGAAUAAUGAGAUCUUUUAGUCGAUAUCAUAUUAGAACAUAUUGAAAGUUUACCAAUUUUUCAUGUAUAUUUGGGGUUACGUCUAUUAAAAUGCGAUAGAAUUAUAGAGUAUGAUAGUGCUUACUGUUUGACACAAGGGCUUCAUGAUUGAUGUAUUGUGUGAAUAUUAUUUUUGUUAUAUAAUUAUCAAAAUCAUAUCUAAUUCCUAACACACUGUGUAAAGUACAGAAGCUGCAUAUUGUUAAAAAAAUCGAAUGCAUCUUUAGUGCAAUCACGACUAUUUACAUUGUAGUCCAUGUAAAUAGUAUAUUGCUGAAAAUCGAAUUAUAUGCAGCUUAUUGAUGAUAAAUGAUAUGUUCCAGCAAAAAAAUAAUCGUUAUUACAACGUCAUCUCAAGAUUUAUGUUAUCUAAUUAAUCGAAAGGAUCUUUAUACCUAAAGUUCCACCAAAAGUAGAUUUUGAAAUAUCUCUACAUUUGAUUGUGUAAUGUAAAAUUUUUCUGAUUAUCCGAACGAAAGAUAUAUAUACCUCUUUGUCCGCUUUGCAUUUCAGUAUUACACUAUCGGUAAUAUAAUAGUGUAAUUUAAAUCAUCCUAUUAAAAGAGUAACAAGUUAUAGCUCCAUGUGGACGAAAACAAGCUUAAGGAGAAUAAAGUGAUUUCCUUAGAA
This is a messenger RNA of Temnothorax curvispinosus, 2353 nucleotides long. RefSeq names its product ubiquitin-conjugating enzyme E2 variant 2 (gene Uev1A). Gene Ontology annotation, biological process: protein K63-linked ubiquitination; DNA damage tolerance. Lineage: Eukaryota; Metazoa; Arthropoda; Insecta; Hymenoptera; Formicidae. The coding region runs from base 331 to 765 and encodes 144 amino acids. Gene Ontology annotation, cellular component: nucleus. The record is from RefSeq and is a predicted model, not a curated record. The transcript is spliced from 4 exons.